AUGGAGUCCCUGAAGACAUUGCUAGUCGCCAACCGCGGCGAAAUCGCCGUCAGAAUUCUGAAAUCAGCGAAGAAGCUGAAUCUCCGGACAGUGGUGGUCUAUACUGAACCGGAUGCUGCUUCUACCCAUGUACACCUGGCAGAUGAGGCCGUCCUUUUACAAGGGGCACCAUCCAAGGCCUAUAUUGACGGAGAACAAAUAAUCGAUAUCGCGAAGAAAUACAAAGCAGAUGCAAUCAUACCAGGAUACGGAUUCCUAUCCGAAAACGCGGACUUUGCACGAGCUGCUUCUAGCUCAGGCAUAGCCUUCGUGGGUCCUUCACCGGAGAGUAUCGAAGCCUUCGGACUCAAGCACACUGCACGAGAUCUUGCUACAAAAGCCGGUGUUCCUAUUGUGCCAGGCUCGAAGGGACUGGUAAAGAGCGAGGAUGAUGCUGUCACAAUAGCGAAAGAACUUGGGUUUCCAGUCAUGCUGAAAGCCACAGCGGGGGGUGGCGGAAUGGGCUUACUUACAUGCAACACAGAGAAAGAAGUCCGUGACUCUUUCGCCACCGUUAAAUCUAGGGGCGGGGCCUUGUUCAAGAAUGACGGCGUCUUCAUCGAACGCUACUAUCCGUCAAGUCAUCAUAUUGAAGUACAAGUGUUCGGAAACGGGGAUGGUAAGGCCAUAUACUUCGGUGAACGUGAAUGCUCCAUUCAGAGGAGACAUCAAAAGGUUAUAGAAGAAUGCCCAAGUCCGUUUGUUACCAGAAAUCCUGGGCUACGGGAGAGAUUGGGUGACGCGGCCGUCCGCCUUGCGGAGUCAAUUAAGUAUGGAUCGGCUGGGACGAUCGAAUACCUUGUAGAUGACGAAACUGGCGCAUUCUUCUUCCUUGAGAUGAAUACACGCCUCCAGGUCGAGCAUGGCAUAACGGAGCUAUGCUACGACAUUGACCUGGUGGACUUGAUGUUAAAACAGGCCAAUGCUCAACUCUCAGGAAGAAAAGGCCUUGACGCAGCGUACCUGGCAAGCCUUGCAGUAAGCGCGCCUUCAGGUGCCGCCAUCGAAGCUAGAGUUUACGCCGAAAAUCCGGCCAAAGAUUUUGCUCCCUGCCCUGGUAUACUGCAGACGGUAGAAUGGAAGGAACUGCCGGGGUCUAGAAUCGACACAUGGGUUUAUAGGGGUGUUAAGGUGUCAGCAAACUACGACCCGCUGCUUGCGAAGGUUAUGUAUCACUCUCAAAGCAGACAGCAGACUAUUGAAGGAUUGAAGACAAUAUUAACAGAGUCACGUAUCUGUGGCCCUCCAACAAACCUGGCGUUCCUGGCUGAUGUUCUUGCGGAUGACACUUUCGUCGCUGGGAGAACAUUGACUCGCUUUCUUAAUGACUUCAACUACCAACUGUCUGCUAUUGAUGUUAUUUCUGGCGGUGCAUAUACACUCAUUGAAGAUUGGCCUGGCCGUCCAACCUUGGGAAGGGGUUUUUGCCAUUCGGGGCCGAUGGAUCCCAUGGCCUUCCGCAUUGCGAAUGCACUUGUUGGAAACCCUAUGGGUCUGGAGGCCUUGGAAAUAACCUUGAGUGGACCGGAACUACGAUUUCUGGGGCCAGCACUGAUCUCAUUAUGUGGUGCUCCAAUCGAAGCUAAGCUUGACGACGCACCCCUCCCGAUGUGGUCGAGGGUGAAGGUCUCAGCUGGCCAGCGUCUGAAAAUCGGGAAAACAACGGGUAACGGCUGCAGAGCUUACCUUGGUGUCUUUGGAGGGUUCUUGAAUGUCGCAGAGUGGUUUGGAUCCAAAUCAACCACUCCAGGUGUUGGCGUCGGGGGCUAUCAAGGCAGACAGCUUGCCUCUGGUGACCUUCUUUCGAUUACUACCCAAGUACCAGAAGUGAGCGGUGACCUCCGCUUACCGCAGCAUCUUAUUCCUCAGUACCCUGAUCACUGGGAGUUUAUGGCCAUGCCAGGACCGUAUGAUCAGGGGUAUCUCGUUCCCGACAGCAUUGACAUGCUCUAUAGCGCAAGCUUCAAAGUAUCGCACAACGCCGCUAGAGGAGGCAUCCGUCUGCUAGGCCCGAAGCCUACUUGGGCUCGCACAGAUGGUGGUGAAGGCGGUGCGCAUCCUUCUAAUCUGAUCGAGUACGGCUAUGCAAUAGGAUCUCUCAAUUGGACGGGUGAUGACCCGGUCAUAUUCCCCGUGGAUGCGCCUGACCUGGGGGGUUUCGUCAGCAGUCAUACAAUCUGCAAAGCCGACCUAUGGAAGCUGGGGCAGGUAAAAGCAGGUGAUACUCUGAAAUACCGUGCUACGUCUUUGGAGGAUGCUCUAUUCGCUCGCAAAGGGCUAGAACGGUUUAUCGAAGAGGUUGCUCAAGGCUGCCAAAGGGGUGAUCUCAGUAACAUAUCGCCCGUCAAUGGGGACCUAACUCCAGAGCUGACAGCAGAGAAACGUGGACAGGGUGUCAUACACCAGAUCCAGGAAAGUGGGAGCCAACCUCUUGUUUCAUAUCGUCAGGCCGGCGACGACUAUCUGCUUGUUGACUACGGCACUGGGUCCUUUGAUCUGAACCAUCGCUGUAGAGCUACUGCUUUAAAGAAAGCUUUGACUGAAGGAACUGGCGAUAUUACCUUUGCGAACGGGCUAAUCUCAAUUAUGGGAAGCGGAAAUACUUUAAUGAUCUACUAUGACGGACUAAAAAUCCCACAAAAGAAGCUCCUAACCUACCUCUGUGACAUCGAGACAAAACUUGGUGAUCUCAGCCAAGCGAAGUUCCCCAGUCGGCUAUUCAAGCUCCCUCUCUCCUUCGAGAGCCAGAGACAAAAAGACGCAAUCACCCGAUACAUGGAGACGCAGCGUCCCUACGCUUCCUACUUGCCCGACAACAUCGACUUCGUAGCGAAGAACAAUGCCUUCAGCAGAGACAAGUUCGAACGGAUCUACCUAACCGCCUCCUUCAUGGUUAUAGCAGUUGGUUUCUUCACUGGUCUCCCGCUCUCCCUCCCUGUCGACCCACGCUACCGGAUGAAUUGCCCAAAGAUGAACCCCAGCAGAGUCUACACACCAGCCGGCUCAGUCUCCUGGGGCGGUAGUUGCAUGGCACUAUACAACGUAGACUCACCCGGCGGCUACCAAAUGACCGGCAUGACCAUCCCGGGCGUCGACAUUCUCGGCUCCAAGAAAGGCUACGAAGCCAACAGACCAUGGCUAUUCGAAGACUUCGACCAGAUCACCUUCUACCGCGUCUCCGAAGAAGAAUACGAGAAGCAGCUCGCUCUCUUCAACAGCGGCAGGUAUGAAUACCAAUGGGAAGAGGUGAUCUUCGACAUGGCGGAGCACAAUAAACUCCUCCGUGACACCGCGGACGAAGUCGCAGCUAUUCGGAGCAAGCAGCGACAGGCACAAGCUGAGAUGGACAAGCUCGAGACAGAACUGCUUGAGCGGUGGGCGAAGGAGAAAGCAGAACGGGGUAUCCCGAUGGAUACGAUUGAGAGUCUAUUGAAGGACCCUGACAUCACCCCCAUUGAAGCGCCAUUGAACGCCAAUGUCUGGAAAGUAGAAGUCAAGGAAGGUGAUAAGCUUGACAAUGAUCAGCUAGUGGUUAUUCUGGAGGCUAUGAAGCUGGAGAUUGCCGUGCGCACGGAGUCCCUCGCUGCUGGGUCUACCGUGGAGAAGAUCCUGGUUCAACCGGGUGACUCGAUAGAAGCUGGGAAGCCUUUGGUGUUGGCGAGGAGGGCACAGAACUAA
Molecule: messenger RNA, 3717 nt
Organism: Aspergillus vadensis CBS 113365
Lineage: Eukaryota; Fungi; Ascomycota; Eurotiomycetes; Eurotiales; Aspergillaceae
Product: bifunctional urea carboxylase/allophanate hydrolase
Exons: 9
Coding region: 1-3717 (1238 amino acids)
Molecular function (GO): ATP binding; metal ion binding
Source: RefSeq, a predicted model, not a curated record